AUGAAAUUAUCAGUCGCAUCUAUCGCAUUCGUCGCAGCUGUCGCAUCUACUUCAUACGCUGCACCUCAACCAGGACACGGCCAUGAACAUGGAAUAGAGCACGGACAUGGGCAUGGACAUGCAGGUGAACACGGUCACUUUGCUCGCUUCGAAGGUCUUCACCCACACGGAUACCACAAAGAGCAUCACGACGAGCACCACAAGAGAGGCGAGCAUGGCAAGCAUGGCAAGCACGGUGAACAUCACGAUGAGCACCAUGGACACAACAAACUCGGUGAGCACCACAAGAGAGGCGACCACCGUGAGCACCACGAUAUGCAGCACCACGAACCAAACCACCACGAGCCACAUCACGUAAGAGGCGAGCAUGGUGAGCACCACGAGCACCAUGACAUGCACCAUGGCAAGCCACACCACAAGAGAGGCGAUGAACACCACGGACAUGUCGACUUGGACCACCACGAACGCCCUCACGAGCACCACCACAGAGACUUGAAAGACGAGAAGGACCACGACCACCACCACGGCCACGGACACCACGACGACAAGCAGAAGAGCGAGAUGGACACUGCACAGAAGCUGAACAACCUGGACAGCACUGCGAACAAAAACGACAACGAGGAUGCUAAGAACGAUACCAACCAGAAUGCUAAUAAGGCAACAACUGACACCAACAAGGCUAAAGCAACUGGCACGACUGAGGAUACCAAGAAACAGCAAGCACUGGAUAGCUUGAACAAGGAUGAUGACAAAUCAGGCGCAAUGGCUAGCCUUCUCUCGCCAUUAGCACUGAUUGUGAGCACUGCGAUUACCAUCAUGCAGUGGAACUAA
Molecule: messenger RNA, 831 nt
Organism: Wallemia ichthyophaga EXF-994
Lineage: Eukaryota; Fungi; Basidiomycota; Wallemiomycetes; Wallemiales; Wallemiaceae
Exons: 2
Coding region: 1-831 (276 amino acids)
Source: RefSeq, a predicted model, not a curated record